AAAAUAGGGUAGAAUACACCUUGCCGAUAACCAAACUGAAAACAACCAGCUCGAAACCAGAAACUUGUAUGACUAACAUGAAACUUGUCUCAAGAUCUGGGGCGGUGAUGGCAUGGAAUGUAUUCAAAUUUUGCACGGCCUUGAGGGGCUUGGGUUCGAUCAUGAUAUUAUUAGUCCUCGGCGUCGUUGGGGUGACGUAUUACGCCGUCGUAAUUACCAAUUACGGCCCAGGUCUCGCCGCUGGCGGGCUUGAUUCGCUGAUCGCUUUUGUCGUCCUGAUCUUGUUCCAUUUACUGCUGGUAAUGCUACUAUGGAGUUAUUUUUCUGUGGUUUUUACGGACCCGGGUAGCGUCCCGCCAAAUUGGAGGACAACAUUAGAUGAAGAAAGGGGGGACACUGACCCGUUGACCUCAGCGGAAUUUCCAGUGGACUCUGAGAAUGGAAGAAUUCGCAUUUGUAGAAAGUGCAACAACUUAAAACCACCUCGGUGCCAUCAUUGUUCUGUUUGUGGAAGGUGCGUGCUGAAAAUGGACCAUCAUUGUGUGUGGGUUGUCAAUUGUGUUGGAGCCUUGAACUACAAGUAUUUCCUCCUCUUCCUGUUCUACACAUUCCUCGAGACUACUCUUGUGACAUUAUCAUUGCUGCAACAUUUUAUUGCUUUCUUUAGUGAUAAAGAGAUACCUGGGACUCCAGGGACCCUGGCAACUACCUUUCUUGCCUUUGUAUUGAACUUGGCAUUUGCUUUGAGCGUUAUGGGAUUUCUGAUAAUGCACAUAUCACUGGUGGCUGCCAAUACGACCACCAUUGAGGCAUAUGAGAAGAAGACUACUCCGAAGUGGCGUUAUGAUCUUGGGCGGAAAAGGAACUUUGAACAGGUGUUUGGAAUGGACAAGAUGUACUGGUUUAUUCCGGCUUACUCAGAAGAAGAUUUACGGCGGAUACCUGCCCUUCAGGGUCUUGAAUAUCCUUCAAAGCCUGACUUGGAUGCCCAAGAAUUCUGAUGAUAAAUAUAUGGCUCCAUCUGGGCAUCUUUUCACCUUACAGUUACAGACUUGGAAGCUCCAAAAGACUGAUAAUUUUUUUUCACCUUUUAGUUGAUUUAAUCGAUUGUAACUAAUUUGGGACUGGAGCACUCCUUCUCCGACCUCUCUGCUGUAUUAUAUUAAUGGCAUAUUUAGU
Messenger RNA from Olea europaea var. sylvestris, 1179 nucleotides. Its product is annotated as probable protein S-acyltransferase 14. The transcript is spliced from 8 exons. The record is from RefSeq and is a predicted model, not a curated record. Gene Ontology annotation, cellular component: Golgi apparatus; endoplasmic reticulum. The coding region runs from base 69 to 1001 and encodes 310 amino acids. Lineage: Eukaryota; Viridiplantae; Streptophyta; Magnoliopsida; Lamiales; Oleaceae. Gene Ontology annotation, molecular function: protein-cysteine S-palmitoyltransferase activity. Gene Ontology annotation, biological process: protein targeting to membrane; peptidyl-L-cysteine S-palmitoylation.